AUGUGCUUUGACGCCACCAAUAUCCCCAUUUCUUCCGAGCGCUCAACCUAUGCCAAAUGCUCUUCCUUUAAUCACUCUCACUGUGCUUCUCCACUACCCACUUCUUCCACCACCAGCAAUACGACGCCGCCUUCUUCCACCUAUCUCUGUCCUCCAUGUGCCACUCCCAAUUCUACCUUCUUCAACCUCGCUUCCGAUUCCAACAAGGCCAUUGACAAAAGCCUUGCCUUGGUUUUACUCUGUGCUUCCAAGAUUGCUUCUACUUCCAUGGCCAAGGCCCUUAUUGUGGUUCGAGCCAAGGCCAAGAUAUGGGUUAGGGAAGUUGCUCUUGCUCAGAAAAGGGCUCAGGAGGCUCUGGAUCACCUUGCUCUGCUCGUCCAUUCUAGAGGAGAUGAGGUUGUGCGAAAGGGCUGUUGA
Ziziphus jujuba (common jujube) is the source of this 417-nucleotide messenger RNA. RefSeq lists its product as uncharacterized. The transcript has a single exon. Lineage: Eukaryota; Viridiplantae; Streptophyta; Magnoliopsida; Rosales; Rhamnaceae. The coding region runs from base 1 to 417 and encodes 138 amino acids. The record is from RefSeq and is a predicted model, not a curated record.